AGCACGAAUCUCAAAGAUAUGCGGCCCCCAAAGUUUAUUGGCUCCCUUUUAUAAACUCCUGAUUCGUAUAUAAAACGCUCCCUAUAACCAAAACCCUAAAAAUCUCACCUUUUUUCAAGGAGCCUCCUUUUUUUUUCUUUUGUGGAGGUGGUGAGAGAGAGAGAGAGAGAGAGAGAGAGAGUAAUGGCAGAAAAUGGCGUGUCUUCGAUAAUCCCUGGGUGGUUCUCUGAGAUGAGCCCCAUGUGGCCAGGAGAAGCUCACUCCUUGAAGGUAGAAAAGAUUUUGUACCAGGAAAAAUCUGACUAUCAAAACGUGAUGGUGUUUCAGUCAUCUACGUAUGGCAAGGUUCUCGUCCUAGACGGAGUCAUUCAAGUGACAGAGAGGGAUGAGUGUGCAUACCAAGAGAUGAUUACACAUCUUCCUCUUUGCUCCAUCCCAGAUCCUAAGAAGGUAUUGGUUAUUGGUGGAGGCGAUGGUGGUGUGUUGCGUGAAGUGGCACGUUAUUCUUCUGUGGAGCAGAUUGAUAUAUGUGAAAUCGAUAAGAUGGUUGUAGAUGUCUCUAAGCAAUUCUUCCCUGCUUUGGCUGUUGGCUUUGAGGAUCCUCGUGUAAACCUGCACGUUGGUGAUGGUGUUGCAUUUUUGAAGAAUACCCCAGAAGGCACAUACGAUGCAAUCAUAGUGGAUUCCUCUGACCCGAUAGGUCCGGCCCAAGAACUUUUUGAGAAGCCCUUUUUUGAAUCAGUUGCAAAGGCUUUGCGUCCAGGUGGGGUUGUAUGCACUCAGGCAGAGAGCAUAUGGCUUCACAUGCACAUCAUCGAAGAUAUCGUUUCCGUCUGUCGCCAGGUCUUCAAAGGAUCUGUGAACUAUGCAUGGACCACUGUACCAACAUAUCCCAGUGGAGUUAUUGGCUUCAUGCUUUGCUCAACUGAGGGGCCAGCAGUGGACUUUAAGCAUCCUGUGUACCGCAUUGACGAGAACUCUAAAACGAAAGGGCCACUCAAAUUUUACAAUCCAGAGAUCCAUUCUGCUUCAUUUUGCUUGCCUUCGUUUGCCAAGAAAGUUAUUGAUUCUAAGUCCAGCUGAUAAACUUCUGAAGAAUGAGAAGAGGGCAGUUUAGUUCUCAAGUGCGGAGGAGGCCAAAGCUGCGGAUGAAAUUAAAAUUCAAUCAAUUUUCAUCCAUUUCCCCCUCUCAUGCGUGGGAGGAGUCCAAUUUGGAGCAUGUAGGAAGAGUAAAAAUAAACAAUGCCGAUGGGUUUGGCUUCUAGAUAUUUGGUAUUAUCUGUGUGCGUGGAGAGCCUGCAGUGAACUCUUGUGUCAUUUAAGGACAAUUAAAUUAAAUAACAUGAUUUCGAGUCGUGAAAAAAGAUGGGUCUCUUCUGUUAUUUUCCCCA
Molecule: messenger RNA, 1391 nt
Organism: Asparagus officinalis (garden asparagus)
Lineage: Eukaryota; Viridiplantae; Streptophyta; Magnoliopsida; Asparagales; Asparagaceae
Product: spermidine synthase 1
Exons: 9
Coding region: 184-1083 (299 amino acids)
Biological process (GO): spermidine biosynthetic process
Cellular component (GO): cytosol
Molecular function (GO): spermidine synthase activity
Source: RefSeq, a predicted model, not a curated record